AUGAAAUUAAUAUCAGUAUUUAUAUUAGUCGUGUUGGCUGUUACUACCGUCGUUAAUACACAAACAACAGUUGACUCUUGUACAUACAUUGAUAAAUAUGGGUAUUACUAUGACUUGCGUGCACUAGCUGGUCAAAACUACCAAGUCGGGCCUAUCAUAUCACAAUUUGCGUCUGGCUGGACCCAAUUGUUUUCGGUCUGUUCUGUCGACACCCAAUGUCAAUCGUACAACUACGCAGGUGCUAGUGGAUGCUCGUAUUGGAAUGGAAAUCAGCUCCAUGGUUUAACUGCUAAUGCCGUCACUCAACGAUUCGGACCUGUUGCCCCAGGCACUGGAGUGAACCUCAUUUCCAACUCUACCCAGAGUAACCUCGUUGUCAAUAUGGUGUGCAGUGUCUACAAUAACCAACAAUCAACUUGCGUUGAAAGCCCACAACAUACCUACACAUGUACCAUCUACUCGAAUGAAGCAUGUCCAUUCUAUCAAGCUAAUGUCAUCCCAGCUACCAAAGUCUUAGUGUCUUGUCAACAAGGUGCAAGUGGAUACGGUCCAAGUGGAAUCCCAUACACCAACUAUCAAUGCGUUGUACUCAAUACCUCACCAUUAUCACAAUACGUCAUGUUGUACGCUGUCAUCGGUGAUACCGAGAUUGUCAACAUUGAAGGCAACUUUUCACCACUUGAAUCAUCCAACAAUGGUACUGGUCUAUGGUACCCUUCUCAAGCAGCCUCUCCUCUCCACCCAUUCUCCAAGGUCUCCUUUGGUUACACUGUAGAAAAUAAUGAACAGAAUCCUCGUUUCUUACCUGUUGUAGUAUCUGAUUAA
Cavenderia fasciculata is the source of this 825-nucleotide messenger RNA. RefSeq lists its product as uncharacterized. Lineage: Eukaryota; Evosea; Eumycetozoa; Acytosteliales; Cavenderiaceae. The transcript has a single exon. The coding region runs from base 1 to 825 and encodes 274 amino acids. The record is from RefSeq and is a predicted model, not a curated record.